GUUGCUGUAGUAACCCGGCUGCUACCAAACAUUACCGUUAGCUAACUGUCACAACUACCGUGUCUGGUGGUUUCUGGUGGUUUCUGGUGGAGAAUGGCUUUUGUUUCACAGAGUCAGAGCGACCCAAACGGCAGUUACACCUUCUCGAGCCGGCCCCGACCUGUGGAGACCCGGUCCAAAUACCGGGAACCUCCGUCUGAACAGACACACAGUAAUUAUGGAAACAUUAUGUAUGACCGUCGUGUUGUCAGAGGAAACACUUACGCUCAACACAUCAUACCAACAACGGCUCAGCCAGACCCUGUUGAAAUACAAAGGCAACAGGAGACCAGGAGGAGAGCCAUUGCUCGAAAGCGAGCCAGGGAGCAGUUCAAACCCAUGACUCCUGAGGCCCUGCAGGGCAGAAAACACAUUGAUGUCCAAACAGAGCUUUAUCUUGAAGAACUGAGUAAUGUUAUCGUGGCUACAGAUAUCGACUGCCAGACUGAUGCUUUCUUGGACAAACCAGCGACCCCGCUCUUUAUACCUGCCAAAUCUGGCAAAGAUGUUGAAACCCAGAUAGAGGAGGGAGAGUUGUUUGACUUUGACAGCGAGGUGCAGCCAGUGUUGGAGGUCCUGGUGGGUAAGACAAUAGAGCAGUCUCUGGAGGAGGUGAUGGAGGAGGAGGAGCUGGCCUGUCUGAGGGCUCAGCAGAGGGCCUUCGAAGAGCUCCGAAAUAACGAGCUGGCAGAGGUGCGGCGGCUUCAGGAGCAGGAGAGACGCCACAGCGAGGAGAAAGAGCGUAGAAUUGCCCAGCAGAAGGAGGUGCUGAGGAAAGAAAGAGAGACUGCAGAGAAGAUUGCUGCCCGGGCGUACACUCAGCAGCACUUGGCUGACCUCCUCCCAGCGGUCUUUACCUCACUGAGAAGCCACGGCUACUUUUACGACCCUGUGGAGAAAGAUAUUGAGACUAAUUUCUUCCCAUGGCUGAUGACUGAGGUUAACAACAGUUUGGAUAAGAGAUACACAGCGAGAGAGCUGCUGGACACUAUCAUCCACGAUGUGGUCCAGAAGAGACUGGAGGGGUUCAAAGAGCUGCAGCCAGCUACACCGGACACAUAGAGAGACUGAGUGAUAAUGGUUCACUGAGAAAAGUCAAGGUCAUGAAUGUACUCUCUAAAAUAAAGUGAUUAUUUCCCCCUGAUCAAA
Dicentrarchus labrax (European seabass) is the source of this 1188-nucleotide messenger RNA. It is a transcript of the gene rsph3, whose product is annotated as radial spoke head 3. The record is from RefSeq and is a predicted model, not a curated record. The coding region runs from base 94 to 1101 and encodes 335 amino acids. The transcript has 8 exons. Gene Ontology annotation, cellular component: cilium. NCBI's taxonomy places the organism in Eukaryota, Metazoa, Chordata, Actinopteri, Moronidae.